GGAACGCUGUGUGCGCCGCUCGCUGUUUCCGGGGGAAUGUUGGAGACGGCGCACACUGAAGAUGGAGGCGCGGCAGGAGGAAGCGGUGCGAGAGUUUGUGCUGGUUACCGGCUCCGAGGAGGAGAGGGCCCGCUUCUUUCUGGAGUCCGCCGGCUGGGACCUGCAGUUGGCUCUGGCAAGUUUCUAUGAAGAUGGAGCAGAUGAUGACAUAGUUACAUUACCGCAGCCUCCGUCUGGUUCCACUUCUCGCGGCUCUGGGCCCAGCGACCACAGAGUGACGUCUUUCAGAGACCUGGUGCACGCCCAGGAGGAAGAAGAGGAGGAGGAAGAAGGUCAAAGGUUUUACGCAGGGGGCUCAGAGAGGAGCGGACAGCAGAUUGUGGGGCCCCCCAAGAAGAGGAGCCCUAAUGAGCUUGUUGAAGAUCUCUUCAAGGGAGCCAAGGAACAUGGAGCUGUCGCUGUGGACAGAUCUGCUAAAAGUCCUGGAGGGGAAAGCAGCCGAUCGCCAUUUGCUGGAGGUGGGUACCGAUUGGGGGCCGCCCCGGAAGAGGAGUCUGCUUAUGUUUUUGGCGCUCGGAGACAGAAUCAAGGCCAGGAUGUCCACGUGGUCCUGAAGCUCUGGAAAAAUGGAUUCAGCUUAGACGAGGGAGAAAUGCGUAGCUAUCAAGACCCCAGCAAUGCACAGUUCUUGGAGUCAAUACGUAGAGGGGAGAUCCCGGCAGAGCUGCGCAGACUCGCCCAAGGUGGGCAGGUGAACUUGGAUAUGGAGGACCAUCGCGAUGAGGACUUUGUGAAGCCCAAAACUGCCUUUAAAGCAUUCGCUGGCGAGGGCCAAAAAUUGGGCAGCACUGCUCCCAAUAUCCUGAGCAUGCCCAUCCUAUCCCAGCAAGCAGAAAACGAGGCUAGAGCCAGUUCUUCCAUUACCCUUGAUGAGUCUGAGCCUAUCACAAGCAUCCAGAUCCGCCUGGCAGACGGGGGAAGGCUGGUCCAGAAGUUUAAUCACAAUCACAGGAUCCGCGACCUCCGUUUAUUCAUCGCCAGCGCCCGACCGGCAAUGGCCGCCACAAGCUUUGUGUUAAUGACUACGUUCCCAAACAAGGAGUUGACGGAUGAGGACCAGACUCUGAAAGAAGCUAACCUUCUAAAUGCUGUCAUUGUGCAGCGGUUAAUAUGAAAUCUCCACCCCCCCCCCCACCCCCGGGCUUUCUAUUCCACUUUCUCCCCAUACACCGCGCCUCCCUCUGCUGGUGACAUGCAGUCAUUCUGUCUUGUAGUCCUGGGAUCUUAAUGCUUUUCAGGUGGACUUCUGUUUAGACGUACAUUUUGCAGGAUUUGUUAUAAGCGUUGGACUUUAAAAACGAUUUAAAUAAAUAAAAAACAAAAUGCCUAAUUGCAGUGUAAUAUUUACGACAAGUGGUAACUUGUUCCGUUCCUUAUCGGCUUUAUUGGGAUGUAAGGAACUCCCGGAUUCGUAAAACGUAUUGCUUUAACCAAGGAUUAAAAUCAACAAUAUGUGUGAUGUUUUUGUGUUUUUUUUUUUUUUUUUUUUUUUUUUUUUUUAUAUAUUGGUGAAAAAAUAUUCAGAUUCAUAAGAACAUGAAAACACAAAAUAAAACAUUAAGGAAUACCAAGUUAAUGAAUAGAACUAUACAGGUUAAUGGGAAGUACCAUACCGGUUGUUGAGUAUACAUGAAUGUUGCCUUGAUUUGACUGUUGAACAACAUUUGUAAUUGAACUGAGUAGCAAACAUGGCAAUAAAACUAUUAGUCGGUU
This is a messenger RNA of Rana temporaria (common frog), 1773 nucleotides long. RefSeq names its product NSFL1 cofactor (gene NSFL1C). Gene Ontology annotation, cellular component: nucleus; cytosol. Gene Ontology annotation, biological process: proteasome-mediated ubiquitin-dependent protein catabolic process; membrane fusion; Golgi organization. Gene Ontology annotation, molecular function: ubiquitin binding. The record is from RefSeq and is a predicted model, not a curated record. Lineage: Eukaryota; Metazoa; Chordata; Amphibia; Anura; Ranidae. The coding region runs from base 62 to 1174 and encodes 370 amino acids. The transcript is spliced from 9 exons.